This is a messenger RNA of Piliocolobus tephrosceles (Ugandan red Colobus), 7632 nucleotides long. It is a transcript of the gene MYO18A, whose product is annotated as myosin XVIIIA. The transcript is spliced from 42 exons. The record is from RefSeq and is a predicted model, not a curated record. Gene Ontology annotation, cellular component: cytoplasm; myosin II complex; myosin filament. Gene Ontology annotation, molecular function: cytoskeletal motor activity; actin filament binding; ATP-dependent activity, acting on DNA. Gene Ontology annotation, biological process: DNA metabolic process; actomyosin structure organization. The coding region runs from base 191 to 6385 and encodes 2064 amino acids. Lineage: Eukaryota; Metazoa; Chordata; Mammalia; Primates; Cercopithecidae.
CGGCGCUGAGCUGCGCCGCGCUGCGCUCUGCUCCAGCCCCGACCGGGCCGAGGCUGCUGGAUGCCGCGUCUCCGUUUCUGCUGCCUGCCGGGCGGGCUCCGGUGGCCGCAGCAAAGUGGGGCACCAAGGCCCUGUGCUAAGCACUCAUAAUCCUCUGGGGGUGCUACCCCAUACAAACAGCACCCCCACCAUGUUUAACCUAAUGAAGAAAGACAAGGACAAAGAUGGCGGGCGGAAGGAGAAGAAGGAGAAAAAGGAGAAAAAGGAGCGGAUGUCAGCGGCAGAGCUUCGGAGCCUGGAGGAGAUGAGCCUGCGACGCGGCUUCUUCAACCUGAACCGCUCCUCCAAGCGUGAAUCCAAGACGCGCCUGGAAAUCUCCAACCCUAUCCCCAUCAAGGUGGCCAGCGGCUCUGACCUGCACCUAACUGACAUUGACUCCGACAGUAACCGGGGCAGCAUCAUCCUGGACUCGGGCCAUCUAAGCACAGCCAGCUCCAGCGAUGACCUCAAGGGUGAGGAGGGCAGCUUCCGUGGCUCGGUGCUGCAGCGGGCAGCCAAGUUCGGCUCACUGGCCAAGCAGAACUCACAGAUGAUUGUCAAGCGCUUUUCCUUCUCCCAGCGUAGCCGGGAUGAGAGCGCCUCAGAAACCUCGACGCCCUCAGAGCACUCUGCCGCCCCCUCACCACAGGUGGAGGUGAGGACUCUAGAGGGACAGCUGGUGCAGCAUCCUGGCCCAGGCAUCCCUCGACCAGGGCACCGAUCCCGAGCCCCUGAGCUAGUGACUAAAAAGUUCCCAGUCGACCUGCGCCUGCCUCCCGUGGUGCCCCUGCCCCCACCUGCCCUCCGGGAGCUGGAGCUGCAACGUCGGCCCACUGGAGACUUUGGCUUCUCCCUGCGGCGCACAACCAUGCUGGAUCGCGGCCCUGAGGGCCAGGCCUAUCGGCGGGUGGUCCACUUUGCUGAGCCUGGUGCAGGCACCAAGGACCUGGCCUUGGGGCUGGUGCCAGGAGAUCGACUGGUGGAGAUUAAUGGGCACAAUGUGGAGAGCAAGUCCAGGGAUGAAAUUGUGGAGAUGAUCCGGCAGUCAGGGGACAGCGUACGGCUCAAGGUGCAGCCCAUUCCAGAGCUCAGCGAACUCAGCAGGAGCUGGCUGAGGAGCGGCCAGGGACCUCGCAGGGAGCCAUCCGAUGCAGGAGCUGCCAAGGUCCAGCUGACCCCCGUGGAAGAGGCCCACCAGCGGCUGGAGAGGAUCUUCACAGCUUCUGCGAAGACAGAAGAGCAGAUUGCAGCGGAGGAGGCCUGGAAUGAGACGGAGAAGGUGUGGCUGGUCCAUAGGGACGGCUUCUCACUGGCCAGUCAACUCAAAUCCGAGGAGCUCAGCUUGCCUGAGGGGAAGGUGCGCGUGAAGCUGGACCACGAUGGGGCCAUCCUGGAUGUGGAUGAGGAUGACGUGGAGAAGGCUAAUGCUCCCUCCUGCGACCGUCUGGAGGAUCUGGCCUCACUGGUGUACCUCAAUGAGUCCAGUGUCCUGCACACCUUGCGCCAGCGCUAUGGCGCUAGCCUGCUGCACACGUAUGCUGGCCCCAGCCUGCUGGUUCUUGGCCCCCGUGGGGCCCCUGCUGUGUACUCCGAGAAGGUGAUGCACAUGUUCAAGGGGUGUCGGCGGGAGGACAUGGCACCCCACAUCUAUGCCGUGGCCCAGACCGCAUACAGGGCGAUGCUGAUGAGCCGUCAGGACCAGUCGAUCAUCCUCCUGGGUAGUAGUGGCAGUGGCAAGACCACCAGCUGCCAGCAUCUGGUGCAGUACCUGGCCACCAUCGCGGGCAUCAGCGGGAACAAGGUGUUUUCUGUGGAGAAGUGGCAGGCUCUGUACACCCUCCUGGAAGCCUUUGGGAACAGCCCCACCAUCAUGAACGGCAAUGCCACCCGCUUCUCCCAGAUCCUCUCCCUGGACUUUGACCAAGCUGGCCAGGUGGCCUCAGCCUCCAUUCAGACAAUGCUUCUGGAGAAGCUUCGUGUGGCUCGGCGCCCAGCCAGUGAGGCCACAUUCAACGUCUUCUACUACCUGCUGGCCUGUGGGGAUGGCACCCUCAGGACAGAGCUCCACCUCAGCCACUUGGCAGAGAACAAUGUGUUUGGGAUUGUGCCACUGGCCAAGCCUGAGGAAAAGCAGAAGGCAGCUCAGCAGUUUAGUAAGCUGCAGGCGGCCAUGAAGGUGCUGGGCAUCUCCCCCGAUGAACAGAAGGCCUGCUGGCUCAUUCUGGCUGCCAUCUACCACCUGGGGGCUGCGGGAGCCACCAAAGAAGCUGCUGAAGCUGGGCGCAAGCAGUUUGCCCGCCAUGAGUGGGCCCAGAAGGCUGCGUACCUACUGGGCUGCAGCCUAGAGGAGCUGUCUUCAGCCAUCUUCAAGCACCAGCACAAGGGUGGCACUCUGCAGCGCUCCACCUCUUUCCGCCAGGGCCCCGAGGAGAGUGGCCUGGGAGAUGGGACAGGCCCGAAACUGAGUGCGCUGGAGUGCCUUGAGGGCAUGGCAGCUGGCCUCUACAGCGAGCUCUUCACCCUUCUCGUCUCCCUGGUGAACAGGGCUCUCAAGUCCAGCCAGCACUCGCUCUGCUCCAUGAUGAUUGUCGACACCCCGGGUUUCCAGAACCCUGAGCAGGGUGGGUCGGCCCGCGGAGCCUCCUUUGAAGAGCUGUGCCACAACUACACCCAGGACCGGCUGCAGAGGCUCUUCCACGAGCGCACCUUCGUGCAGGAGUUGGAAAGAUACAAGGAGGAGAACAUCGAGCUGGCGUUUGAUGACUUGGAGUCCCCCACGGAUGACUCUGUGGCUGCUGUGGACCAGGCCUCCCAUCAGUCCCUGGUCCGCUCACUGGCCCGCACAGACGAGGCAAGGGGCCUGCUCUGGCUAUUGGAAGAGGAGGCUCUGGUGCCAGGAGCCAGUGAGGACACCCUCCUGGAGCGCCUUUUCUCCUAUUAUGGCCCCCAGGAAGGUGACAAAAAAGGCCAAAGCCCCCUUCUGCGCAGCAGCAAACCACACCACUUUCUCCUGGGCCACAGCCAUGGCACCAACUGGGUAGAGUACAACGUGACUGGCUGGCUGAACUACACCAAGCAGAACCCAGCCACCCAGAAUGCCCCCCGGCUCCUGCAGGACUCCCAGAAAAAAAUCAUCAGCAACCUGUUUCUGGGCCGCGCAGGCAGUGCCACGGUGCUCUCUGGCUCCAUUGCGGGCCUGGAGGGCGGCUCGCAGCUGGCACUGCGCCGGGCCACCAGCAUGCGGAAGACCUUUACCACGGGCAUGGCGGCUGUCAAAAAGAAGUCACUGUGCAUCCAGAUGAAGCUGCAGGUGGAUGCCCUCAUCGACACCAUCAAGAAGUCGAAGCUGCAUUUUGUGCACUGCUUCCUGCCUGUGGCUGAGGGCUGGGCUGGGGAGCCCCGUUCCGCCUCCUCCCGCCGAGUCAGCAGCAGCAGUGAGCUGGACCUGCCCUCAGGAGACCACUGCGAGGCUGGGCUCCUGCAGCUCGACGUGCCCCUGCUCCGCACCCAGCUCCGCGGCUCCCGCCUGCUCGAUGCCAUGCGCAUGUACCGCCAAGGUUACCCUGACCACAUGGUGUUUUCUGAGUUCCGCCGCCGCUUUGAUGUCCUGGCCCCGCACCUGACCAAGAAACACGGGCGUAACUACAUCGUAGUGGAUGAAAGGCGGGCGGUGGAGGAGCUGCUGGAGUGCUUGGAUCUGGAGAAGAGCAGCUGCUGCAUGGGCCUGAGCCGGGUGUUCUUCCGGGCGGGUACCUUGGCACGGCUGGAGGAGCAGCGGGAUGAACAAACCAGCAGGAACCUAACCCUUUUCCAAGCAGCCUGCCGGGGCUACCUGGCCCGCCAGCACUUUAAGAAGAGAAAGAUCCAGGACCUGGCCAUUCGCUGUGUUCAGAAGAACAUCAAGAAGAACAAAGGGGUGAAGGACUGGCCCUGGUGGAAGCUCUUUACCACAGUGAGGCCCCUCAUUGAAGUACAGCUGUCAGAGGAGCAGAUCCGGAACAAAGACGAGGAGAUCCAGCAGCUGCGGAGCAAGCUCGAGAAGGUAGAGAAGGAGCGAAACGAGCUGCGGCUCAACAGUGACCGGCUGGAGAGCCGGAUCUCGGAGCUGACAUCGGAGCUGACAGAUGAGCGUAACACAGGAGAGUCUGCUUCCCAGCUGCUGGAUGCGGAGACAGCAGAGAGGCUCCGGGCUGAGAAGGAGAUGAAGGAAUUGCAGACACAGUACGAUGCACUGAAGAAGCAGAUGGAGGUUAUGGAAAUGGAGGUGAUGGAGGCCCGUCUCAUCCGGGCAGCGGAGAUCAACGGGGAAGUGGAUGAUGAUGAUGCAGGUGGCGAGUGGCGGCUGAAGUACGAGCGGGCUGUGCGGGAGGUGGACUUCACCAAGAAACGGCUCCAGCAGGAGUUUGAGGACAAGCUGGAGGUGGAGCAGCAGAACAAGAGGCAGCUGGAGCGGCGGCUCGGGGACCUGCAGGCAGACAGUGAGGAGAGUCAGCGGGCUCUGCAGCAGCUCAAGAAGAAGUGCCAGCGGCUGACGGCUGAGCUGCAGGACACCAAGCUGCACCUGGAGGGCCAGCAGGUCCGCAACCACGAGCUGGAGAAGAAGCAGAGGAGGUUUGACAGUGAGCUCUCGCAGGCACAUGAGGAGGCCCAGCGGGAGAAGCUGCAGCGGGAGAAGCUGCAGCGGGAGAAGGACAUGCUCCUUGCUGAGGCUUUCAGCCUGAAGCAGCAACUAGAGGAAAAGGACAUGGAUAUUGCAGGGUUCACCCAGAAGGUUGUAUCUCUAGAGGCAGAGCUCCAGGACAUUUCUUCCCAAGAGUCCAAGGAUGAGGCUUCUCUGGCCAAGGUCAAGAAACAGCUCCGGGACCUGGAGGCCAAAGUCAAGGAUCAGGAAGAAGAGCUGGAUGAGCAGGCAGGGACCAUCCAGAUGCUGGAGCAGGCCAAGCUGCGUCUGGAGAUGGAGAUGGAGCGGAUGAGACAGACCCAUUCUAAGGAGAUGGAGAGUCGGGAUGAGGAGGUGGAGGAGGCCCGGCAGUCGUGUCAGAAGAAGUUAAAACAGAUGGAGGUUCAGCUGGAGGAAGAGUAUGAGGACAAGCAGAAGGUGCUGCGAGAGAAGCGGGAGCUGGAAGGCAAGCUCGCCACCCUCAGCGACCAGGUGAACCGGCGGGACUUUGAGUCAGAGAAGCGGCUGCGGAAGGACCUGAAGCGCACCAAGGCCCUGCUGGCGGAUGCCCAGCUCAUGCUGGACCACCUGAAGAACAGCGCUCCCAGCAAGCGAGAGAUCGCCCAGCUUAAGAACCAGCUAGAGGAGUCAGAGUUCACCUGUGCCGCAGCUGUGAAAGCACGGAAAGCAAUGGAGGUAGAGAUCGAAGACCUGCACCUGCAGAUUGAUGACAUCGCCAAAGCCAAGACAGUGCUGGAGGAGCAGCUGAGCCGCCUUCAGCGUGAGAAGAAUGAAAUCCAGAACCGGCUGGAGGAGGAUCAGGAAGACAUGAACGAAUUGAUGAAAAAGCACAAGGCUGCGGUGGCUCAGGCUUCCCGGGACCUGGCUCAGAUAAAUGAUCUCCAAGCUCAGCUAGAAGAGGCCAACAAAGAGAAGCAGGAGCUGCAGGAGAAGCUACAAGCCCUCCAGAGCCAGGUGGAGUUCCUGGAACAGUCCAUGGUGGACAAGUCCCUGGUGAGCAGGCAGGAAGCUAAGAUACGGGAGCUGGAGACACGCCUGGAGUUUGAAAGGACGCAAGUGAAACGGCUGGAGAGCCUGGCUAGCCGGCUCAAGGAAAACAUGGAGAAGCUUACUGAGGAGCGGGAUCAGCGCAUUGCAGCCGAGAACCGGGAGAAGGAACAGAACAAGUGGCUACAGAGGCAGCUCCGGGACACCAAGGAGGAGAUGGGCGAGCUUGCCAGGAAGGAGGCCGAGGCGAGCCGCAAGAAGCACGAACUGGAGAUGGAUCUAGAAAGCCUGGAGGCUGCUAACCAGAGCCUGCAGGCUGACCUAAAGCUGGCAUUCAAGCGCAUCGGGGACCUGCAGGCCGCCAUCGAGGAUGAGAUGGAGAGUGAUGAGAAUGAGGACCUCAUCAACAGUGAGGGAGACUCGGAUGUGGACUCGGAGCUGGAGGACCGGGUCGACGGGGUCAAGUCCUGGUUGUCGAAAACCAAGGGACCUUCCAAGGCAGCUUCUGAUGAUGGCAGCUUAAAGAGUUCCAGCCCCACCAGCUACUGGAAGUCCCUUGCCCCUGACCGGUCAGAUGAUGAGCACGACCCUCUCGACAACACCUCCAGACCCCGACACUCCCACAGCUAUCUGAGUGACAGCGACACAGAGGCCAAGCUGACGGAGACUAACGCGUAGCCCAGGGGAGUAGUUCGCAGCCCUUUCACCCCACGGCCUGUGGCUGCCUGGGCACCACUCCCAGGAAGUGGUGGGGCCCCAGUCUCCCCCACCCGACUGCUGAUCUGCAUGGGAAACACCCUGACCUCCUUCUGUCAGGGGGACUUUCCAGGCUAUGGGUGUCUGAUGUCUCCACGUGGAAGAGGUGGGGGAAAGAGGAGUUUCUGAAGAGAACUUUUUGCUCCUCUCUGCCUCAAAAUGCCAGAUUCUUGGCUCUACCCUGGGCCACCGUGGACAAUGGCAGGUGGCCUGGCACUGCAUGGCGCCAGCACAUCGACCUCCCUCUCAGCUCCCUGCUCAGGGACGGUGGACAGGUUGCCUACUGGGACACUCUAGGUUGCUGGGUCCAUGGGGAGGAUUGGGGGAGGAGCAGCAAUGCCUUCCCUCUCGUGUGGGGUGGGGGCUCUCUUCUUGGUGCCUGCUGUCUUUCUAGUUUUUAAUUUAAAUACCCAACCUCUCCAUCACAGCUGCAUCCCUGAGAGUGGGAGGGGGCUGCAGUGGUAGCUGGGGCUCCCAAGAAUGACUCGGGAAUGUCAUCUGCAUCUUCACCCUUGAGACAGCAGUCCUUUCUCUGUGCAGCUGGAGACACUGGUGAGCAGAGCCGGGUCCAGGUUCUUAAGAAUGAGGUCAGGAGGGGCUCUCCAGUACUGCUGGGCUGGGUUGAGCAAGCCUAUACAAACAAGUGUGCGUGUGGACCAUCCGCACCUCCGGCCCCCACCCUACCCUCUUUGUCUCAGCGUGUUAUGUGCAAUGACCUAUUUAAUUAAGAUAAACUCAUUCCACCUACAGCAGUUCAGGGCUGAUCCAAGCACUGCCUCCCUCCUGCUCUGUCCAGGUAGCCUGGACCAUAAACACAACUUGAGAGGGAAGACUUGGGGUUGAGGGCUUGUCAUCAGAAAAACUGAAGAUGGAAGUUUUGGCCAGUGGUCAUUAGACAUGAGUCCUCACUCUGUGUCCUGAGCCCAUGUCAUUCUUCUUCUUCCAACCUCCCUGCCCCCAGACACAACACCAUGUGAUCUGGAGGUCCCAUCCCCCACCCUAAAAAGGUUAUCCCUAACAACUCCACCAGACUUGGGAGCCCAAGGGCAGUGCCUGGUGCUGCUCCCAUCUGCCACCCCUCUUCUCUCCUGCAAUUGGUUUGUACUCACUGGGCUGUGCUCUCCCCUGUUUACCCAAUGUAUGGAAAUAAAGGCCCUUUUCCUCCUGGC